AGCGCGUCCGUGUAGUUGUAUUCCUUCUUUAAUCGCAUGCAAUAAGCAUUCGUGCCUAAAAGUAGAUAUUGCACGUAAAAAACAAAACAGAGUAACGUGUUAGGCUUUUCUUCUGUGUUUCUAUGGAUUCCAUGCAGCUUCUGUCAUGGGCCUGCAUCGUCUUCACAGUCGGGAUGUUCUCGACUGGACUGAGCGACCUGAAGAAGAUGAGAGAAUCCAAAAGUGCUGACAAUAUCCAGUUUCUCCCUUUCCUCACGACGUGUCUUAAUAACCUGGGCUGGUUUUAUUAUGGGAUGCUGAAGACAGAUCAGACGAUUGUCCUGGUCAACGUUAUUGGAGCUCUACUCCAGAUCCUCUACAUCGUCGUGUACCUAAACUACACUAAACAAAAGAGGAAGGUGAUGUCACAGACGCUUGCGGCAGGGACGGUGCUGGUCUGCGGUUGGUUCUACUUCACCACGUUUCUUCCUGAGGGAGACACUCGGCUCAGCCAGCUCGGCCUCACCUGCAGCGUGGUCACCGUCAGCAUGUACCUGUCCCCGCUCACUGACCUGGUACAGAUAGUGCGUAGUGGUGAUGUGAAGUGCUUGUCCUUCCCUCUGUCUGUAGCCACCUUCUUCACUUCAACCUCCUGGGUCCUGUACGGCCUUCAGCUAAACGACAACUAUAUUGUGAUUCCAAACACGCCUGGCAUUUUCACAAGCCUCAUCAGGUUUUAUCUGUUUUGGAGAUUUGCGUCUGUCAAUCAGAGCUCACCGGCCUAUAAGUCUAUACAGAUAUGAGGGGGAGGUUUUAUGAAAACGUAAAGAGAUGACAGAUCUGUUGACUCCAUGGAGGGCUGCUGCAAAGAUGUCCCAUCGCUUGUAUUUUUCAUCAUACAUAGGGACAGUGAAGAGAAACAAACUGUCUUUGGACGACACCACAGAUGAAGUGGAGAUAAUGUCUUGUGUAUCUGUUACUCAGCUAAGUCAACAAAGUUUGAUGUCUUCGAUUCAACCUUUUUGUUUUUCUGAAGCUAUUUCUUAAACCUGUUUCUCCUCUCCAUGUCCGUCAAGUGCCUUCUGUUAGAUCCUCUCUGCCAUUGAAGAUGAAUGGCAUUUACUGAUCUACCAAAAUGUCAGGAGACUUGCGGUCUGUUCACAAAUCAGUGAAUUGGAUUGUAUCUUCUUAAACUCAUACUAGCCAAAGAUUUUGUGGAGUUGUAACUUGUUGGCUGCUAUUUCAAUACACAUGUAGUCCUCUCCUUCCUGGUACUCGUGUGGAAUAAUCAAGUAUAUAGUUUCAUAUUUUCCCUGGUAAGGUGAUGAUGGUUUCAUAUCCCUUUAGAGUUGCUUCUCAAGCUUAAUAGAAUAUUGAGUCACAUUAAGUUAUAUUUCUUCAGAUUUGUUUUCUAUAUAUUUUAGUUUGGGAGUCUUUUUGAUACAUAAUGUUAAUGUUGGCUUAAGUCCAAGAUCAGAUAUUAUCUUCUUAUAUUGUUGAUGCUUUUUUUUAAUAGCCUAUUGUAUGUGAGAUUAAAUUAAAUAAGAAAGGACAUUAACACCCUAGGGUUUGUUUACAAGUAUGACUGAUGUUUAUUUCCCUGGUGGCUGGUUGUCAUGGGUAAUUGAGCCCUGCUUGUCCCCUCCUUAUUAUCUGUAAUAAGGACAUAUGUUAUGCAAAUGAAACAGCCGAGUGUCAGUGUUGAUUCGCUCGCUUCUAAAGGAUGUAAAUAAAUUC
Messenger RNA from Anoplopoma fimbria (sablefish), 1716 nucleotides. It is a transcript of the gene slc50a1, whose product is annotated as solute carrier family 50 member 1. The transcript has 6 exons. Gene Ontology annotation, biological process: carbohydrate transport. NCBI's taxonomy places the organism in Eukaryota, Metazoa, Chordata, Actinopteri, Perciformes, Anoplopomatidae. Gene Ontology annotation, molecular function: sugar transmembrane transporter activity. The coding region runs from base 123 to 782 and encodes 219 amino acids. The record is from RefSeq and is a predicted model, not a curated record. Gene Ontology annotation, cellular component: membrane.